Molecule: messenger RNA, 951 nt
Organism: Aspergillus welwitschiae
Lineage: Eukaryota; Fungi; Ascomycota; Eurotiomycetes; Eurotiales; Aspergillaceae
Product: ubiquinol--cytochrome-c reductase catalytic subunit CYT1
Exons: 5
Coding region: 1-951 (316 amino acids)
Biological process (GO): mitochondrial electron transport, ubiquinol to cytochrome c
Molecular function (GO): electron transfer activity; heme binding
Source: RefSeq, a predicted model, not a curated record
AUGCUGGCACGUACUGUUUUGCGCAGCGUGCCCUUCCGGGGCGUCGCACGCCAGUCCUUGAACAAGACCUCCACGCGUGCGUCUUCCUCCGCCGCCGGUGCCGAAUCCGCCAGCUCCCCCUUCCACCUCACACUCACUGCGUCCGCCGCAACCGCCGUCGCUCUCGGAUCCGCCGCGUAUCUCUAUGGCCAGGAGGCUUUUGCGAUGACACCUGCUGAGGAGGGAUUGCACCCUACCGCGUACCCUUGGGAGCACGCCAAGUGGAACAAGACCUUCGAUCACCAGGCCCUCCGUCGUGGUUUCCAGGUCUACCGUGAAGUCUGUGCCAGCUGCCACUCCCUGACCCGUGUGCCUUGGCGCUCGUUCGUCGGUGUCAUGCACACCGUCGAUGAGAUGAAGGCCAUGGCUGAAGAGAACGAGUACGACACCGAGCCCAACGACCAGGGCGAGAUCGAGAAGCGUCCCGGAAAGCUGUCCGACCACAUCCCUGCUCCCUACAAGAACGAGGAGGCUGCUCGUGCUGCCAACGGUGGUGCUCUCCCCCCGGAUCUCAGCUUGAUCGUCAAGGGCCGUCACGGUGGCUGCAACUACAUCUUCAGUCUGCUGACUGGUUACCCCGAUGAGCCCCCGGCUGGUGCCACCGUCGGUGCUGGCAUGAACUUCAACCCCUACUUCCCCGGUACCGCCAUUGCCAUGGGUCGUGUUCUCUUCGAUGGUGUUGUUGAGUACGAGGAUGGCACCCCCGCCACCACCUCCCAGAUGGCCAAGGAUGUCGUCGAGUUCCUCAACUGGGCUGCCGAGCCUGAGAUGGACGACCGCAAGAAGAUGGGUGUCAAGGCUAUCACCCUCCUGACCGGUCUCUUCGCCAUCAGCGUCUGGGUCAAGCGUUACAAGUGGUCCCCGAUCAAGACGAGAAAGAUUGUGUACAGCCCCCCCGUUUCCCGGCGCUGA